CGUUUCCACCCACCCAAAAAUGCCCCAACCAACCUCCCCUGCCCACCCCUCACCAACCCUCCGCCAACAAGUCCUAACCCUCGACGCCGCCCUCGCAACCAACCUAAAGCACAUCACGAAACAAAGACAACAACUCAUCGCGCGAGGCUUAGUUCCUGCGACUGCUAUUAUUUGUGAUGGAUGUGGUGGUGAGAAGAUAGGUUCUUGUGAUAAGAAGGGGGAGAAAGAGGACGAGGAAGUGAAGAAAGAGUAUGAGAAGAAGAAAUGGGUAGAGUAUGGAGUUAUCGUUGUUGUUUCGGUAGCGGUGAUUGUUGUGUGGAAGGUUGUGGAGAGGGUAAGGCGGUGGAGAUAG
Messenger RNA from Mollisia scopiformis, 352 nucleotides. RefSeq lists its product as uncharacterized. The transcript has a single exon. Lineage: Eukaryota; Fungi; Ascomycota; Leotiomycetes; Helotiales; Mollisiaceae. The record is from RefSeq and is a predicted model, not a curated record. The coding region runs from base 20 to 352 and encodes 110 amino acids.